Molecule: messenger RNA, 2139 nt
Organism: Penicillium arizonense
Lineage: Eukaryota; Fungi; Ascomycota; Eurotiomycetes; Eurotiales; Aspergillaceae
Product: CCCH zinc finger and RRM domain protein
Exons: 4
Coding region: 1-2139 (712 amino acids)
Biological process (GO): mRNA processing
Cellular component (GO): nucleus
Molecular function (GO): RNA binding; metal ion binding
Source: RefSeq, a predicted model, not a curated record
AUGCAGUUCACCGAUGAGGAAGCUGCCGGGGUGAAGCAGUGGGUGGUAAAGAAACUGGAGGAUAUCUCCGAUGCCGACUCCGAUGUACUUGCAGACUACGUUCUGGCGCUAAUCAGAUCUGACGCGCCAGAUGACGAGAUUAGAAACACCUCUGUGGAAAAUCUGGAAGAUUUCCUACGCGAGCACACUAAGCCCUUUGUCGAAGACCUCUUCUCAACCUUUGGCCCCAAGCCGUCUGCCCCUCCUGGACUGCAGCCUCAGAUCCAGUCUCAGCACGCGAAUGCCGCACCCCAAUCGCAAGUUCCAGUCAAUGUCCCCACGGGCCCUAGAAACGAUACCCCCGCCAACCGGAAACGGACGUUCGGAGAGGGAUUCCAGGGCGAGCCGGAGCGCGAUGACGGUUCGCUGCAGAACCGCGCGAUGAAAACUCCCCGGCGUGGGGGGCGCGGUGGUGGUCGUGGCGACUUCAUGGGCCGUGGUAUGCAGUCUGGACAGCAGUUCCCUCAGCAGCAACAGCAGCCGGGUGGGUUCCCCAUGAUGCCCGGGAUGCCAGGAUUCCCGCAGUUCGACCAGAACGACCCGAUGGCUGCAAUGAUGGCCAUGCAGGGAAUGGGAUUCCCCCAGAUGCCGGGAAUGCCUGGCAUGCCCGGUAUGCCUGGUGCACCUGGGCAGACUGGUGGUGAGCAGAUGCCCAAGAGUAACGAGCGCUGUCCGAUGUAUGACACACAGGGUAUUUGUUACCUUGGGAACAACUGCUUCUACCAGCACGGCGAGAGCGGUGCGAAGGAUGAUGGUGAGAGGAACCCGUACAUGCUCGAUGCGCCUAUGCUAAUGGCUGCAGAAUAUGACCCUAAGACUGCCGGUUACAACGGGCGAGGCGGUGGUCAUGCCCGUGGUGACCGCGGUCGUGGCCGUGGCCGUGGUGGCUAUGGUGGACGAGGACGCGGCCGGUCCGAUUUCUCGUCGGCAGGACCUAAUGAGGACCAGUCGAUUACGACGAUUGUGGUGGAGCAGAUCCCCGAGGAGAAGUUCAAUGAAGAAUCUGUGCGCGAGUUCUUUUCUGAAUUCGGCAAUAUCGUGGAGGUCUCAUUGCAGCCCUACAAAAAGCUCGCUUUGGUCAAGUAUGAUACCUUCCCCGAAGCCAAGGCCGCGUGGUCGAGUCCCAAGGUCAUUUUCGACAACCGUUUCGUAAAAGUUUACUGGUAUAAACCAAGCCGGGAAGAGAACAACCACGCACAGCCCGAAGCACCAGCUUUCAACCCAGAAGAAUUCGAAAAGCAGCAAGAAGAAGCCCAACGGGCCCACGAGGAGAAAAUGAAGAAACGACAUGAAACCGAGGCAGCCAAGCAAGCCCUCGAGCGGCAACGCGACGAGCUCCUCAAGAAACAGCAAGACGAGCGAGCGCGUCUCAUGCAGCGUCUUGGAGGGUCCACAGACACAAGCAAUGGCGGCAACGCCAUGGACACAGGCAGCGAGCCUGCUGACGAGAACGUGAGCGACGAGACGAAGCAGUUGCGCGCCCAAUUGGCCGCCCUCGAGGCCGAGGCCAAGAGUCUGGGUCUCGACCCUGAGGCUGACCCUGCAAGCGCAAGUCGCGGUGGCUAUCGCGGUCGUGGAGGGUACCGCGGCCGAGGCGCAUCCCGCGGACGCGGUGGGUAUGAUCCCUCGUUCCGCGGGGGAUACCGUGGACGGGGUGGAUUCGGAGCUCGCGGACGAGGAGGUGUCCUCCGUUUGGAUAACCGACCUCGCCGUGUUGCUGUGUCAGGCGUUGAGCUCAACUCUGACAAGGACGAGGCACUUCGUCAGCACCUGAUGGGCAUUGGCGAAUACGAAUCCAUCGAAAGAAACCCAGACCAACCCAACUCGGUCGUAGUAGCCUUCAAAGAACGCUUCCAAGCCGAAAAACUCAUGUUCUCCCCCUGGAACAUCCCAUCCGUCGGCGAUGUCCAGCUAACCUGGAUGCCCAACCCUCCCAUCACUUUCCCACCGGCCGGAUCAGCAGAGUCCAAGGGUUCAGGUGGAUUUGACCACAAUGAACCCGAAGACACGCCGAUGUCUUCGGCGCCACCAGUUAACACUGCGCCGCCACGGGAUAUGGAUUACGAUGUUGCGGAGGAUGAUAGUUGGGGAGCGGAGUAA